Messenger RNA from Adineta steineri, 663 nucleotides. NCBI's taxonomy places the organism in Eukaryota, Metazoa, Rotifera, Eurotatoria, Adinetida, Adinetidae. The record is from the annotation of a GenBank genome assembly.
AUGACAUCUUCUUCAGUUAUACCAAUAAUUAAUGAUAAAAAUCGACUUUCAAAAGCAUUAAAUCGUUAUUCAAUACAUGAUUAUGGACAAGGUCAUCGAAUAUAUUCAUAUGAAUUUGAUUUAAUCGAUUAUGAACCCGAACAAAUAACUGUUCUACUUGAUGAUAAUGGUCGAUUACGUAUACGUGCUUGUCGUUCACCAUGUCAAGAAUUUCGACGUGAAUAUAAUCUUGGUGGACCAAAUAUUGAAACUAAACUUGUACGAAAUACAAUUGAUACUUAUGGACAUCUUCGUGUUGAUGUAGAAGCUUAUCCACGUCAAUACAAUGCAUCAACACUAGAUAAUACUAUUCUUACAUUUGAUUUACAAGGUUAUCGACCGAAAAAUAUAACUGUUAGAAUAAAUGAACAUGGUUUAUUAAAAGUUACUGCACAACAUACGGAUGAUACAAUUGGACACCGUAUUAAUAAAGAAUAUUAUCGUCAAUAUCAAUUACCAAAAAAUAUUAAUCGUGAUCAAAUACGUGCAAAAUUAGAUGAAAAUCAAAUAUUAACUAUUGAAUUACCAGAAUCAUUACAUAAGCGAAAUCAUACUUGGCAACCUUAUCAUGAGAAAAAUAUUUUACCUGGCUCUGGAAAUUCUCGUUGUUGUAAUAUAAUGUAA